AUGCCUCACUGCUUCGCUUUCUCCAUGUACGGCGACUGCAAGGCUGCCGAGUGGGAGGCAACAAAUCUGAAGAAGGCGGAGGAGUCUUACGAACGAGUCAACGCAGAAUUAAGUGACCUCCAGAGGAAGCUGGCCAUCGACUACGGCGCCGACUGGGAGUUCCUCUUCUUGAACAGUCAGUGUUUUCAGCUGCAGGUUUAUGAAUACACCUACACCUUGUGCCCGUUCAAUCAAGUGACACAGAAGAGCUCCGCAGGCACCGAGAGCAGAAAGGACGAGAUCCGGGCGCUGCUUGUGGAUGGCUUGGUGGAGUUGGGCCUGCUCUCGCAACCAGUGGCUUCUGAGGGGACUGAUGAGAGUAUCGUGCCUGCGGGAACCCCAAAGCGGGAGGAGAAACCUGGACCUUCAGAUGGUUCUCCCCCUGGGACAAAGAGAGCGGGCGCGGGGGUCGAUGAACCGCCUAACCCUCUGUUCACCCUCCCCCGGUAUGACCCACACUCUCCUCCCACCUCUCCUCGGUCCUUGGAUGCUGCCCGACGCGCUGUGCGCCUGGCCCGCAUUAAAAUGGAAGCUGAGCAGAAGGAACGGGACCGCAGUGCCGAGCUCGAAUUUCAGGUGCGCAAGCUCGAGAUAGAGGCUGACAAAGACGUCAAACUGCUCCGCCUUGAGCUGGAGGCUGAAGGUCGCCUCCCUCCCAGUCCUACUCCCGGCCCUGGACCCACCGCGCAUGCAGCCCACUCCCCAUCCGUUCACGGCGGCACCCUCGAUGGGGAUACGCUCUCUGCUAAAUAUACCGGUCCUUAUGUGGUUAAGGAGAAACUGUCUGAUACUGACUAUAUUAUCAGCACGCCGGACAGGAGGCGAAAAACCCGCGUGUGCCACAUUAAUAUGUUGAAGCAGUAUCACUCCCGCGUUACACCGACCACGACGGAGCCCUCCCUUCAGUGUGUCUCCACUCUGAUUGUGGCUGACCAGGCCGCUGAGAGCGGACUGAAGAUGCGUAAGGAGCAUAGUCCGCGUCUCCCGAACUCUGAAAUGCUCACGGUUUUACCUGCCCAACUGAAGCAUUUGAGCGCUGAUCAGCAGGCUGACGUUCUGGCUGUUGUGGGACGAUUCAGAUGUCUGUUUGGGGACGUGGGUGGGGGUUUGGGGGGGGGUGUGGGGGGGUGGGGUGGUUUGUGGGUGGGGUUGUUUGUUUUGGUUGGGGGUUGGGGUUUGGUGGGUUGGGUGUGGGGUGGGGGGGGUGGGGGUGGUGGGGGUGGGUGGGUGGUGUGGGGGGGUUGUUUGGGGGGGGUGGGGGUGGGGGGGGUGGGGGUGGGGGGGGGGGGGGGGGGGGGGUGGGGGGGUGUGGUUUGGUGUGGGUUGUUUGGUUUGGGGGUUUGGGUUGUGGGGUGUGGGGUGGGGGGGGUGUGGGGUGGGGGGGGGUGUGUGGUGGGUGGUGUGGGUUGGGGGGUUGGUGUGGGUGUGGGUGGGUGGGUGGGUUUGUGGGUGGGGGGGGGGGGGGGUUUUUGGUGUGUGUGGGGGGGGGGGGGGGGGGUUGGGAGGGGGUGA
Molecule: messenger RNA, 1551 nt
Organism: Knipowitschia caucasica
Lineage: Eukaryota; Metazoa; Chordata; Actinopteri; Gobiiformes; Gobiidae
Source: the annotation of a GenBank genome assembly